AUGGUAGCGACAGUCGAAAAUCCAGCUAUCGAACGCAGCAUCACCCCCAUCAAGGACGUGAAACUGUUGCCGGAACCAUCAUGUCACGAAGCCCAGGAGACCUGCAUCGAUCCAAUAGUAGUGAGAAAGCUCAAGAGGAAGGCGGAUUCCAUUCUCCUGCCACUCUUAGCCUUUGCCUAUCUUUUGAAUUCUCUAGAUCGAAGCAAUGUAUCAAAUGCACAUACGGCCGGCCUCGCGAAAGAUCUCAAGUUGGUGGGGAACCAGUACAACCAAGUUUUAACCUACUAUCAAAUUCCUUUCGUCGUCUUUGGACCCUUUGCAACAAUGGCGACGAAACGAUUUGGAGCCAAACGAUCGAUAGCCACAAUGCUCUUUGGAUUUGGAUGUGCAUCCCUUGCGACAGGCUGGGUCAGAAGUUUCCACACCCUUGUCGUCUGCCGGGUAUUUGUAGGACUAUUUGAGUCGGGCUUUCUUGCGUCAAUUAUCUACUAUCUCUCUAUCUGGUACACGAGAAACGAGCUUGCGACUCGCUUAGGGAUAUUCUAUGCCGCUUUGACUGCAUCGUCGGCUUUUGGAGGACUCCUUGCUUUCGGAGUUUUCCAAAUCAAAGGUGGAUCUUAUUUCAACUGGAGCUACCUCUUCUUCCUUGAAGGAGGUUUGACGUUGCUCUGGAGCAUUGUGGUAUUCCUGCUGCUGCCCUCUGAUACACAGAGUGGUCGAUUCUUGACUGCAGACGAGAAAGACGUAGCACGGCAGCGUCUGGAAUUGGACUCUGUUCAGACAUUGGAUGACAAGUUCAACUGGAAAGAGGCCAUCGGCGAGUUCACCACCUUUCAUGGCUAUGUCAGAUGCGUUCAGGCGUUUGCCGUUGGUGUUAUCCUCACCUCAAACGCCAACUUCCUUGCCAUGAUCGUGGCCAGGUUGGGGUACAGUGUCGUGAAGACCAACCUGUAUACCGUGGCUCCAGCAUUGACAGGUGCUGUUAUUCUUGUUGUAUGGUGUGUCUCAUCCGACCACUUCGGAGAACGAGGCCUCCAUAUAGCCGGCUCUGGAUUGUUGAGCUUGAUAGGGUACACCAUUUUGUCCACCGUGCCCACCAAGAAAACUGGGGUGGUUUACUUCGCCAUGUUUCUUUGUACUUCCGGUGCUUACCCGGCAACCCCGCUCAACGCCGCCUGGGCAUCUGCCAACAUUCCCAAUCUGAAUGCCCGAGCCCUGACGUGUGGAUUGAUCAUAGCCUGCGCUAACUGUGGUGGGUUUCUCUCCGCAAAUAUCUACAAAAGCAAUGAAGCACCACGAUACGUGACGGCGCUUCAUACCAACAUCGGGAUGUGCAUUGCGGUUAUCGUCAUUUCCGCGUCAUAUGGUGGUUGGAUGAGAUUGGAGAAUCGGAAACGCGAUACUGCGCAGAGUGUCGUGAAAGCAGGGGACUAUAUUACCGGUGGGAUCUCGAGCAUGAAGGAUCCGGCAUUCAGAUUCCGAGUGUGA
Messenger RNA from Exophiala spinifera, 1488 nucleotides. RefSeq lists its product as uncharacterized. Gene Ontology annotation, biological process: transmembrane transport. The record is from RefSeq and is a predicted model, not a curated record. Bases 1 to 1488 code for a protein of 495 amino acids. Lineage: Eukaryota; Fungi; Ascomycota; Eurotiomycetes; Chaetothyriales; Herpotrichiellaceae. Gene Ontology annotation, cellular component: membrane. Gene Ontology annotation, molecular function: transmembrane transporter activity. The transcript is spliced from 5 exons.